CGCGUACCGAAGCAGCAGCAGGCAAAGAAAGCCACUGCGCAUAAUGGAGACGGACCGUUCGCUCCUGGCAAACACAGGUUGUACAUAGUCAGAAACUAUGGAAUCCCAAGUCUCCUCUCCCCCACGCAACUACUGCAGCCAGCCACAGUCCCCAGAGACCUGAUCUCAGCAGGACAUACACACUGCUGCACUGUUUGCAACCCAAAACACACUCGGGCAAUUGUCUUUUCUGCUAGGAAAUUGAUACGUCCACGUUUACGCCCCGUCAACAUACUACGCGUGAAAACG
Molecule: messenger RNA, 288 nt
Organism: Geodia barretti
Lineage: Eukaryota; Metazoa; Porifera; Demospongiae; Tetractinellida; Geodiidae
Source: the annotation of a GenBank genome assembly